Molecule: messenger RNA, 183 nt
Organism: Medioppia subpectinata
Lineage: Eukaryota; Metazoa; Arthropoda; Arachnida; Sarcoptiformes; Oppiidae
Source: the annotation of a GenBank genome assembly
AUGUCCUAUAACUGUGAUGAAUGGGAUGAUCCGCACCCCUGCAGACAAGGAGAUAAUGUACUCGAAAAUAAUUUCAGUUUAAUUAAUAGCUUUUCAUUCACUAUCGGCACCAUGAUGCAACAAGGCUCAGCUGUCGCACCCAAAUUAUAUAUUACAUGGUGUGAGUCGGCCCACAAUGAAUAA